This is a messenger RNA of Paramacrobiotus metropolitanus, 2477 nucleotides long. RefSeq names its product protein Aster-A-like. Gene Ontology annotation, cellular component: plasma membrane; endoplasmic reticulum membrane; endoplasmic reticulum-plasma membrane contact site. Gene Ontology annotation, biological process: intracellular sterol transport; G protein-coupled receptor signaling pathway. Bases 287 to 2332 code for a protein of 681 amino acids. NCBI's taxonomy places the organism in Eukaryota, Metazoa, Tardigrada, Eutardigrada, Parachela, Macrobiotidae. Gene Ontology annotation, molecular function: sterol transfer activity; sterol binding; G protein-coupled receptor activity. The record is from RefSeq and is a predicted model, not a curated record. The transcript has 6 exons.
CCGCGUUUUAGUAACAUUUUUCGUCAGCUGUAGCGAUCGGCGUUUAAUACUCAAGCGGCGGACAAUAUUGAAUGUUGGCAAACUGAUACCGCAAAAUCGUAAAGUAAAAACGUGACGACGCGCAUUUAAUAUUUGCUCAUCGUGCAGCGGAUGGUGAUAAGAUAGUCGACGCAACGUCUGCGGACGUUGUUGGGUUUGAUGUGGAUCAUCAUCUCGUGCGGUUGGAGGGUUUUAUACGCGUAUAUAAAGCGAUUGUUCACCGGCAAAUAAUAGGCAAUUGUGCCCAAUGUCGACCAUGCGACAUCGUCCCGGUGUACGUGAUGAUCUGGAUCUGCAGGAAGGGGACUUCAACAUGCACCUGGUGAAUCGGAGUAACAGUGACCGCGAGGAGAAAUUCCGCAAGCGAUUUGUUGAGGUCCCAAAGGAAGAGGAAUUAAUUGAUUAUUACUCGUGUGCGCUGAGUAAAGACUACUAUCUCCAGCACGGUGCCAUCUACAUCACCACCAACCUCAUCUGCUUCCGCUCCAACAUAUUCGGUCAGGAGCGCAAACUCAUCAUCCCCACCGGCGAUGUGCAGAAGGUGGUGAAAGUCAACACUUUCCGAUUAAUCCCAAGUGGCAUCGUCAUUGUUACCGCUACACACAAGUAUCAAUUCGAAUCCUUCCGUAACCGACAAGCCGCCUACACCACCCUCAAGCGCAUCACCUCCAAAAACCACCAACCCCACCCGUUGUCCAGCCGGACCACUCAGGUGCCCCUCUCCCCCGACGAUCUCAACCACCGGCGACCUUCGCGUUUCAUCAAGUCGCAGUCGUCGUGUUCCCUGGAACGGAAGGGCCUCAGCGAGGAUGAUAGCGGCGCCGGGAACACCAGCAACAACAGCAGCAGCGGAAGUCAUGACAGCUUCCUGCGUCCGCUCAUGCAGGAUUACGUGGCGCGGCGGAAUAGCCGGGUGGCCGGCAGUGCGCCGGUAAGCAGUUCGGAGAAUAACAUUUAUGCGCUGGUGAAUCGCAGUGACAGCACCAGUCCGCCGGAUGUGGAAGAGGCGUGUAAUGGGCCGGUGAUGAUGAGGAUGCUGCCUAAACGGGAGCAGUGCAGUCAGACGGAGACGCUGGGAAACGGCGGGAUAGGCCGGUCAGCGGAGCAGCCUGUGAUUUCCAUACAGAUUUCCGAGAGAGCGCUGAUUAUUUGUGGAUGUUUAUUAUGUAUCUUACUGACUUUUUCGGCGCUGCUAAGCAUUAAGGAGUUAUUCAUCUCUCCCACUUCCGUCACGGCAUCUCUUCCGCACCAGCGGCUUCCCGUACAAAGACCGGCAAAAAUGGCAGCCAACACGUCCAACCCGGUUCCAGCGAAUUAUUCGAAGUGUACGUCAAACUGCACUGCCGCUCUUUCGGCUACCGACAGCAUGGACAACAUAACGCAGGCCAUAUUAUUCAUUGAAAUCGUUCUCUCCUUAAUCCUCACCAGCGCCGUAUUAAUUUACUACCUCCGCUCUCCAAGCCUGCAUACUGCUUUUAAUAUCUACAUUAUCCAGAUAUUAAUUUUGGAGACGAUCACACUUUUGUUCCUAUUACCAAGCCAGUCAUUUUCUCUGGUAGGAUACCGGCGGUUAAACGACCGUCUCGGAUGGUGCUCGCUGUACCUGUUGCAAGUGUGGUUAACACAGGCCAUGGCCUCGUCCGGACACGUUCUAAUGGCCGUUAAUCGGAUCUGGGCGGUUGCUUUUCCCGUCCACUACCGGGAGCGUCAUAGCCGAAAGGUCGCCAUACUGAUUUGCUGUGCGACGGGUGUGCUGAUGGUGGCUACACGAAUGCCGAACAUCAUUGAGGCUUUAUGGCAGUAUGACAGUAAAACAGAACGUUGUAGCGAAAUCCUGCUAAUACGCUCCAUUCCAAAGCUGUUUGCGUUUGUACGGUAUUUAUCUAUACCGCUACCAAUGAUUAUUAUCGCAGCGGUUCCGUAUGUGCUGUGGAAACGCUACCGACAAUACUUGACAGUUCACGCCAGCCCGGAAACUAGCAGCAGUCGACCGCCCACGCAGCGUCGCACUGUGACGUGGAAAAGCGAGCUACUUCGCAUGCAUUCCCACGACGCACGUAACCACGUGAAGAGGUGCAAAUCCAGAUCAAGGCAUUUCCAGGUGUUUUGGAUCAUGGCCCUCAUUGUACUCCUUACUUGGAUACCGGGAAGUAUGAACAAUCUGAUUGGCCGACGACAUCCACUCACCACAAAUGUUGUGCACAUUCUCUUUUAUUGCUCCAGUCUGGCUGAUGCCAUUGUAUUUUACGUGACGGCAACCCCCUUUGGUCCGCACCACACAGACACCGUGUAACCAUAAACCGUGCACGUGUAGCCACGCACAGACACCAUGUAACCAUACAGACACUGGGCACUGUUUCUGGAGUUUCACGCUGUGUUCGGUUGAUUUUGAUGAUCUUUUCAGGAUAAUUUCCAACGCGGCCUUUCAAAUGCACUCU